UAUCUGAAUUGAACUAUGGCCCCUCUUCUCUUCAUUAUCAUUUCAACCCAACUGACGGUCAUAGCGUUUUUCUUUCACUCAGUUGCUGACCCUUUGUCAAGAAUGAUUAACCAAAGUGCUAUUGCCUUCGUUCUUCUACUAAUUUGCACAGCUUUUGCCGAAGAAGUUCAAUGGCAUUACUGUACUCCUGAAAGCCAAGAUUUAUGUACAAUUCAAAAUGUUCAAGUAGACCCAUGCAAAGAAGCAGUUAAUAAUUUACCAUGUAGACUAAAGAAAGGAUUAGAUGCACAAAUUUCAUUUAAUUACACUGCAAACUUUAACGCUGAAAAUGCAAGUUCUCAAGCAUACUGGGACUCGGGGAUUUUGGAUUUACCAUUGGCUGGAAUGAACACUGACGCUUGUAAAAAUACUAAAUGUCCGAUUGUUAAAAAUGAAAAUUCAAAUUAUGACAUAAAAAUACACAUCAAUAAAUUAUUCCCCUCCAAAGAAUUUAAGGUGAAGUGGAAACUAUGGGACAACGCUCAACAAAAUGAAUUGUGCUGCUUCACUAUUAAUAUUAAAAUACAUCUAUAAUUAGAAAUAUGAAAAACAAGAGAAAAACUAAUUUUACAUACAACUGACUUUUUGUUAAAUAAAAAAUUGUUUUUGAUUUUAAAACAUA
This is a messenger RNA of Leptopilina heterotoma, 661 nucleotides long. RefSeq names its product MD-2-related lipid-recognition protein-like. The record is from RefSeq and is a predicted model, not a curated record. The transcript has 4 exons. Gene Ontology annotation, molecular function: sterol binding. NCBI's taxonomy places the organism in Eukaryota, Metazoa, Arthropoda, Insecta, Hymenoptera, Figitidae. Bases 16 to 573 code for a protein of 185 amino acids. Gene Ontology annotation, biological process: sterol transport.